AUGGUGGGGCUGGGGCCGAAGCCAGGACCGGGACCGCGGCCUCCAGAGCCGCCGCCGCCGCCGCCACCGCUGCCUCCUCAGCCGCCGCUGCCUCAGCUCCGCCUCUUCCGGCUGCGCCACCCGAGGGGGCUGAUGCGGGCGCCGUGGAUUGGCGGGCGCCGGCAGCUGCCACAGUUGCCGUGUGGCCUAGUGGUGGCCCUGUUCUCGGAGUUGGAGCUGGUGGAGGACGUGUGGCGAGGGGAGGCGCAGGACCUCCUUUCUCAGAUCGCCCAGCUGCAGGAGGAGAACAAGCAGCUCAUGACCAACCUCUCGCACAAAGAUACCAGCUUCUCUGAGGAGGAGUUCCAGAAGCACGAAGGCAUGUCAGAGCGUGAGCGGCAAGUGAUGAAGAAGCUGAAGGAGGUGGUGGACAAGCAACGCGACGAGAUCCGUGCCAAGGACAGGGAGCUCGGUCUGAAGAACGAGGAUGUGGAGGCUCUGCAACAACAGCAGACCCGGCUGAUGAAGAUCAACCACGACCUCCGGCACCGUGUCACAGUGGUGGAGGCCCAGGGGAAGGCCCUGAUUGAACAGAAGGUAGAACUAGAGGCAGAUCUGCAAACCAAGGAACAGGAGAUGGGCAGCCUACGGGCAGAGCUCGGGAAGCUGCGAGAGAGGCUGCAGGGCGAACUCAGCCAGAAUGGAGGGGAGGAGCCCGAGACGGAGCCGGGCGGGGAGGAGUGUGCCUCGGAGGCGGAGAAGGUGGCCAUGGAUCUCAAGGACCCCAACCGCCCCCGGUUCACGCUGCAGGAGCUGCGGGAUGUACUACACGAGAGGAACGAACUCAAGUCCAAAGUGUUUCUGUUGCAGGAGGAGCUGACGUACUACAAGAGUGAAGAAAUAGAAGAGGAAAAUCGAAUACCCCAACCUCCACCGGUCGUCCACCCGAGAAUGUCCCCCCAGCCGGAGUCUGGGAUCAAGCGACUGUUUAGCUUCUUCUCCCGAGACAAGAAGCGUCUGGCCAACACGCAGAGGAACGUGCACAUCCAGGAGUCCUUUGGCCAGUGGGCCAACUCCCACCGUGAUGACGGUUACACGGAGCAAGGACAGGAAGCCCUGCAGCACCUGUGACCACAGCCCCCCUCUGCCCUCGGACCGGAACUGUCCCCCGCCAGCACCUGCAGCGGAACCUGGCAGCCCCAGGUGUCACGACCUUGCACACCUCUGGGUUCAGAUGCACCCUCAGAACUGAUCCCUCAAAACAGACUGUCUGCUUUGAGGAAAGCACACCGAAAAACUGAUGCCAAACUCAAAGACAUGUUUAUUUAUACCCAGGGCUAUCACCGUUUAUAAUAGAUGACUGAUCCCUUAGGAUAUAUAUUUAAUAAUACCAUGAGCAGAGGCCAGACUUUUGCAUUAACUUCAGUAACACAAGCUUCUUUAAGCCAAAUACAUCACAUGCCACUAUAAUUGCUGUUUGACUUGCUUUGUAUGAAAUUCUGUGUGUAGAGGUUUUAUUAACACAUUUGUCAUACUUAAGUGGGAGGCAGGGAAGUGGUAGAUUUUCAGUAGAUCAUUCAUGAAAUUGUCAUGGUGGUAGCAUAAUAUAUAAGAUGCAUCCGUUAGAUAAGCGGGGCCUCCGAAGUCACCAGACAAGCUGGCCCCGAUUAGAUGUGAAGCAACAGAAAAUAUGGACGACAGUCCAGCGCAGAAACUGGAGAUGACUUGCAAGAGCCGGUGGUUCUAUUUUGCAUCUUGUUACUGAUACUGCCUGGAGCAUGUAGCGAGCGAGUGCCUUGGAAUCAGCUGUGAGUUCUGCAGUACGAACCAGAGUUGCUAAGGAUAAGACAUUGCAACC
Molecule: messenger RNA, 1837 nt
Organism: Neomonachus schauinslandi (Hawaiian monk seal)
Lineage: Eukaryota; Metazoa; Chordata; Mammalia; Carnivora; Phocidae
Gene: RILPL1
Product: Rab interacting lysosomal protein like 1
Exons: 8
Coding region: 1-1110 (369 amino acids)
Biological process (GO): cilium assembly
Cellular component (GO): ciliary basal body; cytoplasm
Molecular function (GO): protein dimerization activity
Source: RefSeq, a predicted model, not a curated record